This is a messenger RNA of Scatophagus argus, 1387 nucleotides long. It is a transcript of the gene dnajb1b, whose product is annotated as DnaJ heat shock protein family (Hsp40) member B1b. Bases 190 to 1242 code for a protein of 350 amino acids. Lineage: Eukaryota; Metazoa; Chordata; Actinopteri; Scatophagidae. The transcript has 3 exons. Gene Ontology annotation, molecular function: transcription corepressor activity; Hsp70 protein binding. The record is from RefSeq and is a predicted model, not a curated record. Gene Ontology annotation, cellular component: cytosol.
GCUGCUCUGUGACAGAUGAGAUUGUUCGGGAUGGUUAUGGAAAACUCUGGAAGUUUCUGCGCGGUUUAUAAAGAAAAUCUCCUGUGCGUAGCGCUCUGAAGCGAGACCCAAGACGGACCGGGGACGUGUUAGUGAAGUCCGUAACAGCUAUUUCCGAACACCUACAACAUUUACUAAAGAGCCCACUGGAUGGUCAAAAUGGGUAAAGACUACUACGACAUGUUGGGAAUUAAGAAAGGGGCGUCGGAGGACGAUAUAAAGAAAGCUUAUCGGAAGCAGGCUCUGCGCUAUCACCCUGAUAAAAACAAGUCACCGGGAGCCGAGGAGAAAUUCAAAGAAAUCGCCGAAGCUUACGAUGUUUUAAGCGACCCAAAGAAAAGGGACAUAUAUGAUCGUUAUGGCGAAGAAGGUCUAAAAGGCGGAGGCCCAUCAGGUGGUGGUGGUGGUGGUCCUGGCACCUUCAGUUACACCUUCCAGGGUGACCCUCAUGCCAUCUUUGAAGAGUUCUUUGGUGGACGUAACCCAUUCGGACAGUUCUUUGGUGCCCGCAACGGAGGCAUGGAUGAGGACAUGGACACCGAUGACCCUUUUGCACGUUUUGGGAUGGGGGGCGGAGGAAUGGGCGGGUUCUCUCGCACCUUCAGCUCUGGUAUGGGAGGAAUGGGCGGUCACAGUAGCGUUGUAAAGAAGCAUCAGGACCCCCCUGUGGUUUACGAUCUCCAGGUGUCCUUGGAGGAAAUUCUGUCAGGUUGCACAAAGAAAAUGAAGAUUUCACGUAAGAGGUUGAACCCUGACGGGCGAACAGUACGGACAGAAGAUAAAAUCCUGGAGGUGCAGAUAAAGAAGGGGUGGAAAGAAGGAACGAAAAUAACAUUUCCCAAAGAGGGGGACCAGACACCUACAAACAUUCCAGCUGACGUGGUCUUUGUGUUGAAGGACAAGCAGCAUCCAGUAUUCAAGCGUGAUGGCUCCGACAUCGUGUAUCCAGCAAGGAUCUCGCUCAGAGAUGCUUUGUGUGGCUGCACAAUCAACGCACCUACUCUGGAAGGCAAAGCAGUGACCGUAUCAACAACAGAUAUCGUGCAGCCAGGGAUGAAGCGACGCAUUAGUGGCGAGGGGCUGCCCUAUCCCAAACGCCCUGAUCGUCGAGGUGACUUAAUAGUGGAGUAUGAGGUCAAGUUCCCAGAAAGGCUCAGCCAGAACGCCAGGGACACCAUCGCUCAGGUCCUCCCACGAUCUUAAACAAGAUCAACAGACUUCCAGGACUUAAUAAUUAUCAUAUUAUGCUGCCAACCACUUUUUUUUAUCAUCACCUGGACACUGUAAUUACAAAUUACACCAGACAGCAAAGGACAGACUCAUGGGAUGGGAAUGUCAACCAUAGUGC